Messenger RNA from Nerophis lumbriciformis (worm pipefish), 925 nucleotides. It is a transcript of the gene cldn2, whose product is annotated as claudin 2. Lineage: Eukaryota; Metazoa; Chordata; Actinopteri; Syngnathiformes; Syngnathidae. The record is from RefSeq and is a predicted model, not a curated record. Gene Ontology annotation, molecular function: structural molecule activity. Gene Ontology annotation, cellular component: bicellular tight junction; membrane.
AUGGCGUCGGCAGCCCUUGAGCUAAUGGGCUUCGUCUUGGGCUCGAUAGGGAUGCUGGGAACCCUGGUGGCCACGGUGCUCCCCUACUGGCAGAUCUCUGCACACAUCGGCUCCAACAUCGUGACAGCGGUCGCCAACAUGAAGGGCCUGUGGAUGGAGUGCGUCUACAUGAGCACGGGCUCCUUCCAGUGCGACACCUACAACUCCAUCUUGGCGCUGACGGGUGACCUGCAGGCGUCGCGCGCCCUCAUGGUCAUCUCCUUGGUGCUGUCCGUGCUGGGGGUCUUCAUCUCAACUUUGGGGAUGCAGUGCACGGUCUGCCUCGAGGGCUCCGGGGCGGUCAAGAGUCGGGUUGCGGGGGCCGGGGGUUGCCUCUUCCUCACAGCGGGCUUCCUGGCGCUCAUCCCCCUGGCGUGGACCACGCACGAGGUGAUCCAGACUUUCUACAGUCCAACCGUGCCCAACAGUAUGAAGUUCGAGCUGGGCGAGUGCCUCUACCUGGGCCUGGCCUCCGCGCUGCUCUCCAUGCUCGGGGGCGGAAUGCUCAGCGCCUCCUGCUGCGAGGAGCAGGAGGGCGGCCGCGGGAGGAGGGGCGGUGGCUACCCUUACCCCGUCGGGGGCAGUGCCACUUUGGGCACAGGGGUGCGCCACAACCCGCAGGCCUACCGGAACCCCACGCUGCAGAUGGGAGGAAUAGGUGCAGCCAGCAGGGGGCAGACACUGAUCCGAAGCGGCAGCGGAAGCUCGCACACGAGUACGCAUGGCGGCCAGACGGUCAAAAAACCCCCGGCAAAAGGGUAUGAUGUCACAGGGUACGUUUGAGGCCAUCGGGAAAUGUGUCAACACCCCAACGCCACCAGACAAAAUGACUAUUUGAAAAAAAAGGAAACGUUUUGGGACUGUAUAAUUUUGUAAUAAAUACAUU